CUGUCUCAAAAAAUCCGUAUCGAUGCCUUGUUGUCCCCAUGGGCGAGUGGAAUUGGAAGAGGAAGCGGACGAGGUGCAGCUAGUGUUUGCCCGUACUGUUUACAUAGAAGCCGGACUACUGUGUUCCGCAUCGGCAUUUCCCUUACUGUUUGUCGCGUCUCUCAGGUUAAGUGUUGUUAAAGUCCUGCCGAUACCGCCGUACGUGUGGCUGCUCUUCGCCCUCGCCAUCCUGGCAGUCCUGAUCUGCCUGCCCAUCCGGAGCAUUCGGCCACUGAUCGUCUGGGCAAUGGUCGGCGGGGUUGUGGGACUCUUAACGCUAUCCGCCGCAUACUAUGUAAGCAUGUAUGACAUUCCCGACUUGGUGCUCUACUUUACCGUAAUGACACUGGUGGUGGGCGGACUGAUGUUCUCUGGAGCCAAAUGCCGGAAAUCGUUUCUUCCCAAUGGCCUCGUCACCGGAGUGAUUGUGACCAUUUUCCUGGUAGCGCUCCUUCCGCUCAGCGUUUUGUCUGUGGUAUCCACGCGAUACUAUUUUGCGAGCUUCUGUGCUGUGCUGAGCGCUCUGGUAUUAAUAGUCAUCCCCCUGGAAACACAGUUCAUGCACGGACGAUUGCAAUAUUCGCCGCUUGGACUCGAACCGAUCUGCUCCAUGCUGAUCUACCUUAACUCAUUUACCCUGUUCUUCUGCAUAUGCGUGUUUUCUAAUACGAUUGAAGGGGAGAUUCUUGGAAGUAUGCAAGUUGAUUUAGACGGCCUAUCUACAAUUCCAAUGUGAACGUGAUUAAUAAAAAUGUUUGCUAAUUGUUA
Molecule: messenger RNA, 807 nt
Organism: Drosophila simulans
Lineage: Eukaryota; Metazoa; Arthropoda; Insecta; Diptera; Drosophilidae
Exons: 1
Coding region: 23-775 (250 amino acids)
Source: RefSeq, a predicted model, not a curated record